This is a messenger RNA of Malus domestica (apple), 3048 nucleotides long. RefSeq names its product protein FAR1-RELATED SEQUENCE 7-like. Gene Ontology annotation, biological process: regulation of DNA-templated transcription. Lineage: Eukaryota; Viridiplantae; Streptophyta; Magnoliopsida; Rosales; Rosaceae. The record is from RefSeq and is a predicted model, not a curated record. Gene Ontology annotation, molecular function: zinc ion binding.
UAAAACAGAAUAAAAAAUUGGAUGACGGUGAUGUCUGUGGAUGCCCAAAUGGGCUCCAAAUGACAAUCAAAUUAGGUCAAACCCUGAAAUUAGGAGCAAACGAACGCCAGAGCAGAGAGAUCCAAAACCCAAAACACUUCCCAUUCAUCAUUUCACAAAUUCGUCAGAUUUCCGAAAGGGCGCCCUCUGAUUUUUUUCCUCAAUCUAUUUUCCCGCCAAAAUACGCUCACGAAAUCCUCAAAUGGCGUUUUGAGCUUCGAAAUCAUCGCUCACCACUGGUAGUGUUAUUAAUUUCAGAAAUGGGCAUGGAAUCCAGCUCCACCCACUUCACAAAUAUCAGAAGCUUAGAUACCGGUUCUAAGAUUGAAGACAGUGGGAACAACUUAGUUAUCGAGGCGUACCCUUUAGGAAUGAUGCCUCCGAUGAAUGCUGUCGAUACAGAGGAUGAGGGAGAGUCUGGAGUACUUGAACCGUAUGUGGGGUUAGAGUUUGAUUCAGCAGAUGUUGCCCGUGAUUUUUACACUCUCUAUGCAGCACGGAUGGGGUUCAAAGUUCGAACUGGUCAGUUGUAUCGCUCGAGAACUGAUGGGUCAGUCUCUUCUCGAAGAUUUGUGUGCUCUAAGGAGGGGUUUCAGAUUAGUUCACGGACAGGAUGCCCGGCAUUAAUAAGGGUGCAGAGACGUGAUUCUGGGAAAUGGGUUGUAGACCUUUUCCUGAAGGAUCACAAUCAUGGUCUUGGAUCAUCUACAGAGGAAAAUCGUUCCCCGAUUUUUCAGAAGAAGAGUUCAAUGCCAACAAAUUCGGUUGUUGAAGUGUCUCAUAGGCCAAAAGUCAAAUUGAUUAAGGCAAUUGAGGAUAAACCACCUUGCCCAUCUGGAGUUAUAACUGCCAAGCGCUUAAAACGGGGUGGAGAUGAAAUGCAGUCAGAAGUUGAUCUAUCUGCAGGUCUGGAGUUCAAUUCAGCCAAUGAAGCAUACCAAUUUUAUCAUGCAUAUGCUGAGAAUACAGGAUUUAGAAUCAGGAUUGGUCAAUUGUUUCGUUCAAAGCUUGAUGGGUCAAUUACAUCUCGGAGAUUUGUGUGUUCAAAGGAAGGGUUUCAGCAUCCAUCACGAGUUGGUUGUGGGGCAUAUAUGAGGAUUAAGAGACAAGAUUCUGGAAGAUGGGUAGUGGACCGUUUUGAUAAAAAUCAUAACCAUGAGUUUGAGUCUCACCUGGAAGUUCAAAAGAAAAAUCUAUUCUCUUCAAAAAAGUUCAUAGAAGAGGAGAUCGGAGGGCUGGAGAUUGAAGAUAUUGUUGACAUAAACAAUGGUAACCUUGUCAAAAGACAUAGAGAAAAUCACAUUGGAAGUGAUUGGUACAGUGUGCUGUUUGACUUUUUCCAAACCAAACAGGCCGAAGAUACAGGAUUCUUUUAUGCAGUAGAAGUUGAUAAUGGUAAUUGCAUGAGUAUUUUCUGGGCUGAUGGGAGGUCUAGGUUUUCAUGCAGCCAGUUUGGUGAUGCCAUUAUUUUCGACACCUCAUAUCGGAAAAGUAUUUAUCUGGUGCCAUUUGCCGCUUUCAUUGGAAUCAACCACCACAAGCAACCGGUGCUUCUUGGCUGUGCCCUAGUUGCUGAUGAGUCUGAGAAAUCUUUUACUUGGUUGUUUCAAACAUGGCUUAGGGCAAUGUCAGGGUGUCGUCCUCUGUCAAUAAUAGCUGACCAAGAUGAUGUGAUCCAGCAAGCCAUCAUGCAAGUUUUUCCAGGAACCCAUCAUCGUUUCUCGUUAUGGCAGAUCAAGGCAAAAGAAAGUGAGCAUCUAAGCGUAAUGAAUGGUUCUUUUAAAUAUGAAUAUGAAAAAUGCAUUUAUCAGUGUCAAACAGCCGAUGAAUUUGAAACCGCAUGGAAUGCACUCCUCAGCAGGUAUGGGUUGAAAGAUAACGCUUGGCUGAAAGCAAUGUACGAAAAGCGCAGGAGUUGGGUUCCAUUAUACUUACGAGCUACAUUCUUUGCUGGCAUCCCCUUUAAUGAAAGUAUAGAAUCAUUCUUUGGUGCACAUUUCAAUGCCCAAACACCACUUAAGGAGUUUGUUUCACAAUAUGAAAGAGGCCUUGAGGGACGGCGUGAAGAAGAAAUAAAAGAGGAUUUUAACUCUUUUAACUUGAAAGCCUACUUGCAGACGAAAGAACCAUUAGAAGAACAAUGUAGAAGACUUUAUACACUGAACACAUUCAGGGUAUUUCAGAAAGAACUUCUACAAUCCUAUAGUUAUCUAGGAUUUAAGAUUUAUGAUGAAGGGGCAAUCAUCAGGUAUUUGGUCCGCAAGUGCGGGAAUGACGAUGAGAAAUCUAUAGUCACGGUUGGUGCGGCCAUUCCCGAAGUGGGCUGUAGCUGUCGAAUGUUUGAAUUUGAAGGUAUACUAUGUAGGCAUGUGUUGAGAGUUUUCCAAAUCUUGGACAUAAAAGAAGUUCCCCCUUGCUAUAUCUUGCGCCGUUGGACUAGAAACGCUGAAUAUGGUAUUCCUUGUGAAUCUGAAUUGGGUGGAAACCCUCAAGAGCUGAAGGCCUUGAUGGUGUGGAGUUUGAGAGAAGCAGCCUGUAAAUACAUAGAGGCUGGGGCAACAUCUCUUGAAAAGCACAAGCUCGCCUACGAAAUAAUGAGAGAGGGCGGACGAAGACUUUGUUGGCAGAGGUAAGUGUGUGGGGAACAAGAUUCAGUCAUCUCUGAUAGUUUGUAUGGAUAGAUUUUGAAGUUUUCGAGCUGCAUAAGUAGCUAGUCCUUUUUUUGACAAUCGGUCUAGGUUAUGUAACAGAAGGACCAUUGAUUUGCCUUUUAUAAUUUGCUGUUGAUAUGUAUCAGUCAUGUAAAUAUUUGGUUGUCAUUAUUUUCCAGUUACUUGUGCAGGUGAGAAAUGGGGUCUAAUUUCUAAGCAAUAGUUGGGAAAUGGCACUAGUUUGCCGUCAAAGUUUGGUGUUUGUAUUGAUUGUUUUAUGAUCGGUCAUCUCUUUUCUCUCUCUUGUAUAUACAUUAUAUUCAUGAGUUCAAUCUAUUGAAUUAAAAAUAAGAAUCAA